GUUAUCUCUUUCUUUUGAACGCAACAUUUCAAACGCGCUUCUAAGUUCACCGACAAAAAUAAGAAUAAAAAUACAAUCACGCUAAUUAUAUACUAAAAUCUCACCAUUGUGUUUCUUCAGGUGUAGUAUUUUUCAUUUUCAAUAAAAACUUUUCCGGUUACAACAAGACGAGAUUGGUAAGAACAAAAAAUGUUAGAAAAAUGUAUAGGACCUCAAAGGGCUAGAAAAUUCCAGAGAUUUCUCGGCCAUUGUAAGAUCACAAGCCUCUGUCUCUUCCUCACCAUUCUUGUCCUACGCGGCACCAUCGGCGCCGGUAAAUUCGGUACGCCGGAGCAAGAUUUCCUCAACAUUCGCAACCGCUUCUACUCUCGCAAGCUUCCUCAACGUCAUCGCAUUCUCGGUGAGCUUCAUUCAACAACAACCUCAUCUUCAUCUUCAUCUUCAUCUAAUUCACAUAGUUCAACUUCAACCACCAAUUACAAUGCAUUCGACAUUAACACCAUAUUAAUCGAUGAAAAGGAACAAGAAGAAGAAUUUGAGAAACGUGAUUCGCACGUGCCUUAUCGUUUAGGACCAAAAAUUUCGAAUUGGGAUGAGCAGAGAUCAAAAUGGCUUCGUGAAAACCCUAAUUUUUCAAAUUUCAUUCGACCCGAAAAGCCUCGUGUGCUUUUGGUGACUGGGUCAUCGCCAAAACCGUGUGAGAAUCCGGUUGGUGAUCAUUACUUGUUGAAGUCAAUUAAGAACAAGAUUGAUUAUUGUCGUUUACAUGGUAUUGAAGUGUUUUACAAUAUGGCUCUUUUUGAUGCUGAAAUGGCUGGUUUUUGGGCUAAGCUUCCUUUGAUUCGUAAGCUUCUUUUGUCUCAUCCAGAAGUUGAGUUUUUGUGGUGGAUGGAUAGUGAUGCUAUGUUUACUGAUAUGGCUUUUGAAGUUCCUUGGGAGAGGUAUAAAGAUUCUAAUUUGGUGUUACAUGGUUGGAAUGAGAUGGUGUAUGAUCAAAAAAAUUGGAUUGGUUUGAAUACUGGGAGUUUUUUGUUGAGGAAUUGUCAAUGGUCAUUGGAUAUUCUUGAUGCUUGGGCACCAAUGGGACCAAAAGGGAAAGUUAGGGAUGAAGCUGGGAAAAUACUUACAAAGGAACUUAAAGAUAGACCGGUUUUCGAAGCUGAUGAUCAAUCUGCUAUGGUUUAUUUGUUGGCUAAAGAGAAGGAAAAAUGGGGUGGUAAGGUUUAUCUUGAGAAUGGUUAUUACUUGCAUGGUUAUUGGGGUAUUUUGGUUGAUAGAUAUGAGGAGAUGAUUGAGAAUUAUCAUCCUGGUUUUGGCGAUCAUCGCUGGCCGUUGGUGACUCAUUUUGUGGGGUGUAAGCCUUGUGGGAAGUUUGGUGAUUAUCCUGUUGAGAGAUGCUUGAAGCAAAUGGAUAGAGCUUUCAAUUUUGGUGAUAAUCAGGUAUUGCAGAUAUAUGGUUUUACCCAUAAGUCAUUGGGUAGCAGGAGAGUUAGGAGAAUAAGGAAUGAGACUAGUAAUCCUCUUGAUGUUAAAGAUGAACUUGGAUUGCUGCAUUCAGCUUUUAAAGCCGUCGAGGUAUCAUCUUCUAGCUGAGUUCUUACGCGGUUAAUUAGUCGGAAAACUUCUCGAAUUAGUAAAUUAAGUUGUUGAUGGAUUGGAAUGUGUUGUGCAUGUUUAGUUGCAGAAAUAGAAACAUUGACUCGUUAUCAUUAUUUGUUGUAGAAAGUACAUUGUGAGAAACAGGAUAUGCAUUGUUUUUGGUUUGAUAUUCUUCUGUAAUUACCUCUCUCUCUCUCUCUCAGUCUUCAAACUUAUGAACUUAAAAGUUUGUAGAAUUGUAUUUUAACACAAUUUGUAUGAAGUAAUGGAAAAGUUUCACGGCGGCUUUGCAUAUAAA
Cicer arietinum (chickpea) is the source of this 1897-nucleotide messenger RNA. Its product is annotated as xyloglucan 6-xylosyltransferase 2. Gene Ontology annotation, cellular component: membrane; endosome; trans-Golgi network. The record is from RefSeq and is a predicted model, not a curated record. Gene Ontology annotation, biological process: xyloglucan biosynthetic process. Gene Ontology annotation, molecular function: UDP-xylosyltransferase activity; hexosyltransferase activity; xyloglucan 6-xylosyltransferase activity. Lineage: Eukaryota; Viridiplantae; Streptophyta; Magnoliopsida; Fabales; Fabaceae.